UGACUACCUUCGGCCAUAUUCUUUCAUGGAAGUAGCACCUUCACAAUCCUGGAAUGGUGACUCCACCCGCCCAAGUGAAGGAGGAGCGCCUUCACGAUUCACGCCAAGGCCACAUCGAGCUCCCGGACAGGAAGAUCGCUAUGUUCCGGCUUCAAAAAUGGUCUUUGACGGCAAACGCAUGAGAGGCAGGAUUCAGCGCCGCACUGUGGAUUACAACCACACUAUUGCUCGCUGGUACCAGCAACGUGUUUGGCAACGUGAUCGUCGCGAUCGUAAAUUCCUUCGACCCGAUCCAAGCUUUAUCGUCGACUUAUUACCUCCUGCAGCAUACCCAGAUAAUCCUGUUAAUGCGGUAACGACCAAAUUCAUUCACACAUCCACAAACAAGAUUCGUUGCCCUGUUAAUGUGGUUAGGUGGACGCCAGAGGGACGUCGUCUCAUCACAGGCUCAUCGAGUGGAGAAUUCACGCUAUGGAACGGUCUUACGUUCAAUUUCGAAACCAUUCUACAGGCUCAUGACUCAGCGGUGCGAGCGAUGAAAUGGUCACAUAAUGAUAGUUGGAUGGUGACGGGCGACAACAGUGGUGUGGUGAAAUAUUGGCAAUCCAACAUGAAUAAUUUGAAGAUGUUCCAGGGACAUCGGGAAGCUAUUCGAGAUCUAACUUUUGCUCCGUCAAAUACUCGUUUUGCUACGUGCUCUGACGAUUCAUUGAUCAAGAUUUGGGAUUUCAAUCAAGGUGUAGAAGAGCGUGCAUUGACUGGUCACGGUUGGGAUGUUAAAUGCGUUGACUGGCAUCCAUACAAAGCAUUAAUAGCAUCUGGUAGUAAAGAUAACAUGGUAAAAUUAUGGGAUCCUAAGACUGGUAAAAACUUAACAACACUUCAUGGCCACAAAAAUACGGUACAAGGGUUGCAAUGGAAUCAGAAUGGUAAUUGGUUAGCCACAGCUGGUAAAGAUCAAACCAUCAAAGUAUUUGAUAUACGUACAAUGAAAGAGCUUCAAGGCUUCCGCGGUCAUAAGAAGGAAGUUUGUUCCAUUGCAUGGCAUCCACAACACGAACGCAUGCUUGCUUCCGGAGGCUCCGAUGGUUCUUUAAUGUUCUGGCUAUGCGGUCAAGACGGACAUAUUGGAGAGCAAGAAACGGCUCACGAUUCUAAUAUUUGGUCUUUGGACUGGCAUCCUAUUGGCCACAUACUGGUAACGGGAUCUAAUGAUCAUACCACACGAUUUUGGACACGACCACGACCAGGAGAGACAGCAUCAGACAAAUUCAAUGCUAGCCAACACCAGGACGAUGAAUCAAACAAGGAUGAUGAAAGUGAAUAUGUUGACACACCACCGUUCCGUCCCGCCUCAGCAGGACAGCGACCUCCAGUUGAUUUGCCUCCAUUUCGCCCAUCGACAGCGGGACCACCGCAGAGGCAAAAUGGACCGCCCAGUAAUGAUCCACCUCCCUUCCGACCUCCGCCAUCAUCACAGCAGCCAUACCAACGUCAACCACCACAGAAUGGUCCGCCUCCUGCCCAGUUUGAUGGACCGGGUCAAAUGCAGUUCAGGCCGCAGGGCGGCUACCCUAAUGGUCCACCUCCAUCACAGCAACAGUUUGGCGGCCCACCGCCACAUCAGCAGCAAUUCCUGCCUCCAGGGCCAGGAGCACACCAGCGACAGCAGCAAUUCAAUCCUCAGGCACCCCCACCGCCUUUUAGACCACCGAUGCAUAACCAAGGCGGCGGGCCACCACCCCAUUAUCAGCAGCAGCGUCCGCCAUAUGGCAAUUCAGAACGACCACCUUACCGCCAAAACGGUCCACCGCAACAGAGACAGCAACCCUAUGGCGGUGGUAGAGACAGGGAUCGUGACCGAGACCGUAACCCACGUUAUCGUAAUUAAUUGUGAGGUUUUGUAUUUUUGGUGGAGCUCGAAACAGAAUAAAAAUGGAUAUAAUAAAACAAAGGUUAGCUUGUUCUCACUUUCUAUUGAGAGGUUCCAUUAUGAAGCGGAACAAGAUCUUGGUCAUCGGCAGGCACAAUGCCAACAAGUUGGAGCUUAUAAAACAAUUGUUCUCGGAAUCACAAAGUGCAUUACCCAAGGAUGUCAGUGACGACACUCAAAUGAUACCUUGGACUAUCGAUACCAAAUACUAUACAGCCGAGGUUGAUCUUUGGCUGGACCAUAUCGAGUCCGACGCAGAAGCAGCAGUCAAGGCGUUCGUCGAGGAUGAGAACGGUGUCUGUGA
This is a messenger RNA of Umbelopsis ramanniana AG, 2237 nucleotides long. RefSeq lists its product as uncharacterized. Gene Ontology annotation, cellular component: mRNA cleavage and polyadenylation specificity factor complex. Gene Ontology annotation, molecular function: protein binding. Bases 26 to 1891 code for a protein of 621 amino acids. The transcript has 8 exons. The record is from RefSeq and is a predicted model, not a curated record. Lineage: Eukaryota; Fungi; Mucoromycota; Umbelopsidomycetes; Umbelopsidales; Umbelopsidaceae.